Symbiodinium natans is the source of this 1965-nucleotide messenger RNA. The record is from the annotation of a GenBank genome assembly. NCBI's taxonomy places the organism in Eukaryota, Dinophyceae, Suessiales, Symbiodiniaceae.
AUGGCGCUUGCUUUUGUUCAGGCACCACUAAGUGCCACUGCGUCUGCCCAACCUCCAACGCGGUGGGCACGUGUGGACCGGGCAUCGGGAAAAUCACAGGGCAGCGGGGCCCUGCCCCUGGCAUGUUCGGCGCUCCUCGGCGCGGGUGCUGCACACCGCCGCUCUGCACAGCAGGUUCCGAAGGCCAGGUCCCGUGUUCUGCGGCACGGGGCCAGCAAGGCCUCGCAGCUAGCGAAGCUGGUGCACCUGGGAGGCAGCUCAGCGGAGAAGGCCCUUGUGGUAAACCUGGAUAGCAACUUCUACGGAAGCUUCGCGGAGAUCGGAGCCGGGCAGGAGGUGUCCCGCACCUUCCUGCAAGCGGGAGCCGCUGCCGGCACCGUGGCUCGGUCCAUAUCUGCCUACGACAUGAAGAUGUCCGACUUGGACUACGGCAAGGCCUCCCGUUACGUCACGCGCGAGCGGUUGGAGCAGAUGCUGAACACCGAGUACGACGUCGUGGAGAAAAAUCUCCGAGCUACCAAGGGUGGUGACGCCCGCUUUUUCUCCUUUGCCAGCACGUUGGCAGCGAAGGCAUACAUGUCCGAUCGAGAAUGUGAAGGCUGGGUUGGCCUCAAGUACCAGGCUGAGAUCGGCGCAGCGCCAAGCACGGUGAUCCUUCACAUUCGCAUGAGCCAGCCGACGGCACAGCAGCAGGGCGAGGCAAUUGGUGUUCUGGGCACCAACCUCAUCUACCUGUGCUACUCGAUGUCAGACCCCUAUCUGAUCACAUCCUUCCUGCUUGAUGGCAUGUCCCUCAGUGACGAGCCCAGUGGUGGUGGCCGGAUCGAGGUGGACUUUAUCGACUUCACCGGACCGUCCUUCCCCAAGGAGGCCAUAGAUGCCCGGCUACUGGCCUUCCGCAUGGUCCAGCUGCGCAUCGCCAAUGGGGUCCUGAUGGAGCCCGGCUCGGAUGGCCGCUACAAGAUGGUUGUGCCCAACAACGCGCUGUACAAACGCCCAGUCAUCGUGGAGCGUUCGCGCUUCAAGCCAUGUACAUCCAUGCACACAGAGGUCAUCGAGACCGCUGCACGGCGGCUGAAGAAGGAGAAAGCGGAGGGCAAGGAACCGAUGAAGAUCCUGAACCUCCAGAUCGAUGACAUCACCUCACCUGUCUCCAAAGACGAGAUUGGUCAGCGCUUGGCGCAGAUGAAAAAGCUGAGCAGCGAGGAUUAUGGUGGCAAGCUGAGCCUCGAUGACUUUGGAGCCUUGAUUGGCGACCGCCUCAGUGAGGAAGAGGUGCAGAGCAUAUUCAGCGAACUGGCUGGAGGAGGCACAGAGGCAUCGGUGGAUGCUCUGUUGAACCUGACGGGAGAUGAUCGGAGCAUUCUCGCGACAGACUUCCUCCAGCGCUUCGAGAUGCUCGAAACUCUGAAAUAUCCCGUGCUGCUCUCGAACAUCCAGAGGACCCACCAAUUGGUGCGGUACUUGAAUCGGUACACCAACCAGGACGUCGUCAUCGCUGUCGGGGGCGGUGGCUACUCACUGAAACGGGCCCUUUUCAACCCAGAGAGCUAUGGCAAGUCUGAGGGUGGGAUGUUGGCGGCCUUUGGAAACCUCUUCCAGAAUGGAACGACAAGGAUCUUCACAUACCCGAGCAUCGACGGCGAGGGUAAUUUAACGCCUGCAACCGUACCUUCGGACGACGAGCAGAAGCUGUACGAGUACCUGGAGUCCAAAGGCUACAUUGAGCCACUCACGAACGCCUACAUCAGCCCCGAGGCCCGGGAUCCGGAGACGAACCAGUGCUUUGCUAUGGGAGCUGCUGAGGUUGGUGAAUUGAUCCAGAAGGACGCCUCCAACUCCGACUGGGAGAAGUUUGUUCCGGCCAGUGUUGCCAGCACGUGCAAGUCGCACAGGUGGUUUGCGCGGCUGAGCUCAGGGAAGCUGCUCUCGAAGGAGGCCUACAAGGUCUUGAACGACCUUUGA